CGCACUGAACUUGCUCCGUCCGCAGACCAUACGCUACCAUAUCGACUAAGUCUUGGGCCUGUAGCGUAGAAUCCUCCCAGAGCAACAUGUAUCGCAAGCGCAACGGUUCCCUUGGCUUCUCCUUCACCCGCUUCGCGCAUGCCGCCGUCCCAAACUUCUUCGCCGACGAAACCCCCUCCCGCACACUCGACCUGACGGGCUACCGCCGGGACAUGUGCUACAUGCAUCAAAUCGCCUCCGCCGACCCCUAUACACUUGACGAGCGAUCGUUCUAUGUCGCGGGCGUUGUCGACUCGGAGGGCGUGAGCAAGAGGGUCUACGCAAAGCUGAAAAAGAACGAGAUAUUAAGAGAAGACGGAUUGGUGGACACGCACAAAAUCGGGCCCAGGUUCCCCCAUCAGCUGGCCCUGCUGAACAUCUAUCGGCAGAAGGAGCUGGUCGGGAUGCUGUUCUGGUGGGAGGAAGAGUGCCAGCGCCUGCGCAAGUUGGGCGCCGAGGAGAAAGACCUCGACGCGUUGAUCGCCGAGUCGGACACCAAGCUCACCCAGACCGACGAGGAUGGCGCGGAGAGACAGGCUGUCAAGGAAACACUGGACCAGCUGAAGUUCGCCAGGGAGCGGGUACGGAUGAAGAGGAGACAGAGACCCAGCCAGCGGGAUCCAGAUGUCGAAGCGGACAAGGAUGAUAUCAUGAUGGCGUUCCACGGACGGAGUAAGAGCGUACCUAAUGUGGGUGCCAGUGGAGUGGCAGUUGGUCCGGAUAGACCGAUGCAACAGGGGCAGCCGCCACAGUACUUUCCAGCUGCGUGAAGACGGCAUCGAAGAGACCGACUAUGACAUCCUUUAGACUGGUGCGGCACGCCUUCACUUCACCUGUACGGAGAGGAAGGGUUAUGGAAUUGCAACCGGAUCCAACCCUCACCCCGAUCGAUGCUUCAGCAUUGGAUAUAGAUCUAGGAAGCUGAAGGGAUCCUACAAGCUCAUUGGACUACCUGUUCCUGAGCUGCACAUCAACUAAUCUUGAGUUCAACAGUGAAGCCGCCGACUUUCUGGAAGUGGUUCCUCACGAGCCCGCCAUGAUCGAGCUCCCUUUGAAGAUAUCAGGAAACCAACACUGGACACGAUUGGUGUGCUUCAAUCCUGAUUCUGAUGGUGGCAGGAGGCGGGUGGCUUCGCGGCUGGACGACCAAAAUCCAGCACAUGCUUCUACGACUACUUUCACGCUUCAAUCCACUCAGUCGCCAAAAGGCGGAGUGGCGUGAUGGUCAGCAGCUACCCAAGAUUGAUGUUGUCGCGCAUGGCUUUUAGUUUGGGUGCAAGAAUCUCAACAGACGACCGUCUCCAGCACGCAGAAGUAUCGUGGUGGCGUUCAUUAUGUGCGUCGACUUGGCGUGAAGCGACCGAUCUCACUCGGGGUCGAUGGCACCAAAGGCGUGCGAUGCGACUGGGUCUCUAUCGCUGUCUCCGACCAUCUUGAAUCUCGACGCAUGUCCGAGUCCAAAAUUUGUUCACAGACUCCUUCAAGCUUGCCAACCUCUUCUCGCCUCCAUCCAUGGUUGUCACUCGCACACGAAUUCAGGCAGCAAUCAGCACACCAUUACCAGUGAAUCCGCUGGACACGCUCUGAUUUUCUCACACCUCUUGCCCUUGACGUACCGCAGAUGACUACAACCCUGUCGGACGUCUAGGGCCUUCGAGGUAGGAGAUGAAACAAGAGCCCGGGCUACGUCAAGAUAGUGCAUCCCACCUACGUCAAUCCUCGAUCCUAUGUGCUGGGCAGCACGGAGCGACGAAGAGCGUAAUACAACAGUAUUUCUUUCCCUUCCCUGUUGUUUCUCUGACUCUCGCGCUCCACUGGACUGUGCCUACGCUUUGCCUGGGGCUGCCACUAAGGUAAAGUAAACAACUGGGUGGGAACCGCAGCCAAACAUCCUCAACUACAUGGCAUAGCACAUGGACUUCUGAUGGAAAGAAGCGUCAGAAUUGAAGCAAGGAAAGAGCCCUCCCAUCGAGACCCCGUGGCUUGAACUGUCAAUGUGUUAUUCUGCAAAUGUGCCCGUCGUGACAAAGAUAGGGUCCGCACAAACGAACAGAGACUCUGAUGGAGGAAGAGCACGAAUCGCUGGCCACGACAGUUGUGCCUUUUUUCUGCUAGGCUUUCCCCAAGUGCAAGCAGCGUUUAUCAAGUCGCUGCAUUGCUCCUCGCGAAAACUUCCCUGUACAGCAGCGGAGCUGCUUAUCGACUCUAAGGCGAACAAGACUCCACCCAAGGAGCGUCAGAACUUCCAUGGCAAAAGCGAGAUCGAGGAUAGACGAAUCAAAAUUUUGUAGAGAGACACUGCUAUUGCAAACACGGACGACAAUAUCAGAUCUAUCCGCCUCUAUGACUAUGUGAGACACCCUUCCCCUUGCCUUGACCGCGAGCUCUAGGGUGGCAACUUCGUGGUGGGAUUGAGAUACGGUCCGAGAUAGAUAUGGUCGUCGGCCCAAUCCAUCAACUUGUC
Molecule: messenger RNA, 2503 nt
Organism: Cladophialophora immunda
Lineage: Eukaryota; Fungi; Ascomycota; Eurotiomycetes; Chaetothyriales; Herpotrichiellaceae
Exons: 1
Coding region: 87-809 (240 amino acids)
Source: RefSeq, a predicted model, not a curated record